Diutina rugosa is the source of this 390-nucleotide messenger RNA. It is a transcript of the gene COX4, whose product is annotated as cytochrome c oxidase subunit IV. The transcript has a single exon. The record is from RefSeq and is a predicted model, not a curated record. Gene Ontology annotation, biological process: mitochondrial electron transport, cytochrome c to oxygen. Bases 1 to 390 code for a protein of 129 amino acids. Gene Ontology annotation, cellular component: mitochondrial envelope. NCBI's taxonomy places the organism in Eukaryota, Fungi, Ascomycota, Pichiomycetes, Serinales, Debaryomycetaceae.
AUGAACCAACCCACCGCCAAGACCUUGGCUGAAGUUACCGGUCCCGACUCGUCGCUUAUCGGUCCUGGUGCCCAGCCCGGUACCAUCCCCACCGACAAGGACCAAGCCACCGGUUUGGAAAGAUUCGAAUUGAUGGGUAAGGCCGAAGGUAUCGACGUGUUCGACCUCGAAAACCCCAUUGACCAAGGUAGCGGUACCCACGAAGACCCCUUCUUGGUCCCCACUUACAUGGGCUACAGAUACGUCGGUUGCCAAGGUAAGGAAGGCUUUGAACCCCACAAGCCUUACUGGAUGAAGGUUGAAGAAGGUGACGAACCCGCCAGAUGCUGGCAAUGCGGUAACGUGUUCAAGGCAUUGUACUUGGGUGAACCCGGCCAACAACACCACUAA